AUGGCACAUCAACCAGAUCUCGGCAUGUCAGAAUAUGCUGAAAAGAAUGAUUUGUUCUCUACCAUGUCGUCGUUGCUCUCCGGGCUGCUGCUAGAGCAGCCUGAUAAACCUAUAGAUUGGAUGAUCAGUGCUCUACGUAAACGUCCAGUACCCUCCGUCGUAGUCAUCGGGCCUCCUACAUCUGGGAUCUCGGCAGUGUCCUCACUGAUUGCUCGACGACUGGGCUGCCAAUAUAUAUCAGUCUCACAACUAAUCCAGCAGGCAGUCACUAAAGGCACAACAUUGGGUUUACAGGCCAAACCGUACUUGGACAAGAGCAAACCAGUACCAGAUCCAAUUGUUAUGGCCUUGUUGAAUAGCUCCUUGUCGGAUCCAGAUACUCAAGAACGAGGAUAUGUGUUAGAAGGGUUCCCGCAGAGUCGAGAACAGGGGCUCCUGCUCGCGAGACGAGGAAUAUUGCCAAACCAUUUAGUUGUAUUCGACGUGCCAGAUCACACUUUACUGUCAGCUUACAAUGCAGCACCCACUCUAAAGCUCAACCUCGCAGAAUUCCGUCGUCAUAUUCCCGGAGUCAUGGACCUCUUCCCCUCUCGUGCUCGCAAAUGGACAUUUGAAGAAGGAUUAGGACGAGUCGUAGACGAUGCUGCUCAAGCUGCUCUGACAUUCCUGACGACAACCCCAAUUUCCAAUGCACCAAGGGGCAUCAGAUUGAUGUUGUCAUCGUUACCCGGAAAUGUGACUGAAGAAGUCGCAGAACUAUGCGCUAACCGUUAUGGAUGCGUUUUAGUCUCCCCAAGAAUCGUUAUACUGGAGCAGAUCUCUGCACGUAGCACGAUUGGAGCCACAUUGCAACGCUAUACGCGUGCUCCUCAUGAGGCACCGACCGAUGUAAUAGCUCAACUCGUCGCCAAGAGGAUUCGGCAACCGGACUGUGUUGAGCAUGGUUGGAUACUCGCCAACUUCCCCACCAACUUGGCCGAAUUGGAAGCUUUGAAGAAGCAAUUCGUCUCUCCAACAAGGCUUAUUUGGCUGGACACGCCUUCUAUGACAUGUCUGGCUCGAAUGACAAUCCAAACCGGUGAUUCGAACUUGUCCCGAACUAGACUAGCGUCCGCAGUCAGGCUCAAGGAUGAAAUUGGGUCAACUUUCGGAGUCAAACGCGUGGCGAAUGACGCUGGGAUCAUGCAGACUGUUGAUGCUACUGAUGUUGGCAGUCAAGAUACGGAGAGUGAUGCUGACAGUGCAUCUUCCAUAUUACGCGUCUAUGAACGUGUUGUAGAUGCUUUGCAACGUGAUGUACCGAUGACUGGAUUGGAUGUCAAUACAGAGCACAUCAUCGAGAUUGCUGUCAUUAUAACAGAUGCAGAUCUCAACAUUGUUGCUGAAGGACCCAAUAUCAUUGUCCAUCAGCCCAAAUCUGUUAUGGAUGCUAUGGGCGAAUGGUGCACUAAACAGCAUGGAGAGUCUGGCCUCACAGCAUCAGUCCUCGCAUCUCCAACAUCCACAUCCGAAGCCGAAUCCCAAAUCAUUGCCUUUCUCGAAUCAAACCAUGUCCCGAAAGGCAAACUGCCCCUCGCUGGCAACACUGUGCAUGCAGACAAGGCAUUCUUGAAAAAGGAAAUGCCAAAAUUGGUGGAUUUCUUGCAUUAUCGCAUUGUGGAUGUUUCGACCGUCAAGGAAUUGACACGCAGGUGGUAUCCGGAUGUGUUUGGCGGUGCGCCGCAGAAGGCCUUUACGCAUAGGGCUUUAGAUGAUAUCAAGGAGUCGAUUGGUGAAUUGGCGUAUUACAAGAAACAUGCCUUUAAGGCUCUUUGA
Molecule: messenger RNA, 1815 nt
Organism: Synchytrium microbalum
Lineage: Eukaryota; Fungi; Chytridiomycota; Chytridiomycetes; Synchytriales; Synchytriaceae
Exons: 12
Coding region: 1-1815 (604 amino acids)
Biological process (GO): nucleoside triphosphate biosynthetic process
Cellular component (GO): cytoplasm
Molecular function (GO): ATP binding; AMP kinase activity; 3'-5'-RNA exonuclease activity
Source: RefSeq, a predicted model, not a curated record